Messenger RNA from Olea europaea var. sylvestris, 1716 nucleotides. RefSeq lists its product as uncharacterized. The record is from RefSeq and is a predicted model, not a curated record. The coding region runs from base 1 to 1716 and encodes 571 amino acids. NCBI's taxonomy places the organism in Eukaryota, Viridiplantae, Streptophyta, Magnoliopsida, Lamiales, Oleaceae. The transcript is spliced from 3 exons.
AUGGUGCAGCAAAAUCAGUUUGGGGGUGCUGUAAUAGAAGAUCCAAAUGCUCAUCUUGGAUCCUUUUUGGAAAUUUGUGAUACGGUGAAGAUGAAUGGGGUUACUGAAGAUGCAAUUAGACUCUGCCUAUUCUCAUUCUCUUUAAGGGAUAAAGCAAAGGCUUGGUUCCAAUCACUAUCGUAUGGCUCAAUUACAACUUGGGAUGAUUUGGCUCAGAAAUUCCUGACCAAGUACUUUUCGCCUUCUAAAUCAGCUCAACUUCGCGGUGAAAUUAGUCAAUUCAAACAACUCGACUUCGAGCCAUUCUAUGAAGCCUGGGAAAGAUUUAAAGACUUGCUUAGGAGAUGUCCUCAACAUGGGUUCCAGAAAUGGGUGCAGAUUGAGAUAUUUUAUAAUGGGCUAAAUGGGCAAACAAGGACUAUGGUAGAUGCAGCUGCGGGAGGCAUUUUAAUGGCUAAAAUAGCAGAGGCUGCAUAUGCUUUAUUAGAUGACAUAGCCAACAACAGUUACCAAUGGCCAAGUGAGAGAUCGGGUGUAAAGAAAGUAGCAGGACUUCAUGAAGUGGAUCCCAUCACCGCACUAGCAGCUCAGGUUGCAUCACUCACAAAUCAAAUAGUCACGCUUACCACUCAAGGAAAUAAACAAAAGGUAGAUUCAGUCAUGAGUACUUCUUCAUCACACCAAGAGACAGAGGUUGCAAACGAGCAGGCCCAAUAUGUCAACAGUAGAAACUACAAUCAAAGAGGAAGCUACCAAGCUAAUCACUAUCAUCCAGGGCUGAGAAAUCACGAGAACUUGUCAUAUGGUAACAAUAGAAACACACUUCAACCUCCACCCGGAUUCAACACUCAUAAUUCUGAUGGGAAACCACCCUUGGAAGAUAUCCUUGGGACAUUCAUUUCUGAGACAAGAUCACGCUUCAACAAAGAUGAAUCACGUUUGGAUAAUAUUGAAACACAUGUGUCCAACAUGGGAGCCACAAUGAAGAAUCUUGAAGUGCAAAUUGGCCAAUUGGCUACCUCAAUGAAGUCUCAGCAAAAAGGAAAAUUUCCAAGUGAUGCAGAGCAAAUUGGAGAAAGUGAACUCACCGAAAAUAUCAACCCUACACCUGAUAAGGAGAAAGAACAAGUAGUAGAAGAGCAAGAAAAGCAGGCCAAAGGAACAAAUAAGGCCCACAAACCUUACUCCGUAUCCUUCCCUGACAACCCACCAAUUCUCACACCACCACUUCCAUUUCCACAGCAUGCUUUGGAACAAAUGCCAAAUUACGCAAAAUUUAUGAAGGAAGUGAUGUCAAAUAAACGUAAAUUGGAGGAAUAUGAAACAGUAAAAUUGACAGAAGAAUGCAACGCUAUUCUUCAAAAGAAACUUCCUCAGAAGAGAAAAGAUCAGGGCAGCUUCACUAUUCCGUGCACCAUUGGAAGCUCUUCCUUUGAAAAGGCCCUCUGUGAUCUAGGAGCAAGCAUCAAUUUAAUUCCGUUAUCAGUAUUCAAGAAGUUAGGCCUCGGGGAGGUCAAGCCAACAACAGUGACUCUACAACUAGCUGAUAGGUCCCUCACCUACCCACAAGGAAUUAUUGAAGACGUGUUGGUAAAUGUCGACAAAUUCAACUUCCCAGCUGAUUUUGUGGUAUUGGAUAUGGAAGAAGAUCAGGAAAUCCCACUAAUUUUAGGCAGACCAUUUUUAGCAACUGGAAGGGCAUUAAUUGAUGUAUAA